This is a messenger RNA of Psammomys obesus (fat sand rat), 7426 nucleotides long. RefSeq names its product transmembrane protein 179 (gene Tmem179). NCBI's taxonomy places the organism in Eukaryota, Metazoa, Chordata, Mammalia, Rodentia, Muridae. The record is from RefSeq and is a predicted model, not a curated record. Bases 4850 to 5818 code for a protein of 322 amino acids. The transcript is spliced from 8 exons.
AGCACAGCACUCCUCCAUGGCCUUUGCAUCACCUCCUGCCUCAGGUUCCUGCCCUGUGUGAGUUCCUGUCCUGACUUCCCUCAGUCAGGGAUUGUCACCUAGAACUGAAGCACACUUGUCCCUUUGCCUUACCGACUUGCAGAACACACUGCACAUUCGAGUGAUGGACCUGCCUGUUUGGACAAGUGUUUUGUGUCUUGUGUGGCAGGGCCACCUCAGCUGUGAUGGCAGUGUGGUCCCGUGACUGGUCUUCCUCCGUGGCUCUCGCUGGGCACACCAGACCCUGGAGCAUAGGCUCACGGAUCUGAGUGGCGCAGGUUCAGUUAUGUGUCUGUUUCCUGGGCUGCAGUUGCCUGAUGUUUGGUUAGCAGGAUUCCAUCCAAAUCCAAGGCUGCUCCUGGUGAGGACAGUGGAUAGACAAAGCCGUGCUCAGCCCUGAUUAACUUGGAAUACAAAAGUCUACUCUACCCCCAGCGCUCCCGUGGCCCUGGCUGGUCUGUUACCUGUGUCUCUGUGUGGUUUGCCUCCCUCAGCCCAUCCCAAUGGUUUUGGUGACUGUUAUUCCCAUGAGGCCCCCACACUAUAGCCUUCUUCUGAGCAUCACUCCAAGUCGGGUGUCUGGGGACAUUUGACUCUGAUGUUUGUGAGCAGGGGAGUUUGGGGUUGGACCAAUACUGGUGGGUCAGCUGGCAGGGCUACCAUGCCGGUGGCAGGGUAACCACUCUCCAAUGGGAUGAGACACAGCCAUCACAUGUCCCACAGCUUUGCCGUGCUCUCUCAUUUUCAUUUAAAAGUCUGUCCUGCUUGAUGCAGUUCACAGGCAAAGUGUUCCCUGACUGUCAGGCUCCCUGCGUGGGUCAUUAGUAAGGCCGUGACUGCACGCUGAAUCACAGAUUUCCUCUUCUUCUGUUAAAGGGCAGACUUGAAGGUGUGCUCAGUGCUUCUAUCUGCUCCUCCCCCGCUCUUUCCCCACGUUUCCGGCUGACUCAGAGGCGAGCGUGGAGGAUGCUGUCCACCUGUCUUUUUCUCAUUGUAACUCCUCUCUCACGCAGGCGACAGCCACCACAGCCUGCUCAUUUACCAUCCUGCCCCAUCAUGCCACUCUCAGAGCUCACAGUACGUUUUCUAGUCAGCUAGGCAUUGAGGGAAUGUCCCAGCUCUCAUGUGGCCGUCAAGGAGGCGUGGCACUCCACGACACACAGAAGAUGGCCACCCCAUAGCUCCUCCUCUUGGACAUUCUACCUACAGAUGGAGCAGCCUCGGUUGCUCUGUGCCGUCACACAGAGCAGGGACAAUGCCACAACCAUGACAGCAAGAAGGCACUAUCCUUCCAAAUCACAGCGGGAGGGACGGUCACGUUCAUUCUCGUGGUUGCUUAACCCUUGACAGCUUAACUUCAGCUACAUGCCUUCUCAACACAACAGGGAGGGUGUGGCCGUUCCUUUCAAACCCAUAUUCGGUUCUGUCAACCCCUGUUCAGGUCCCAAAUGUUUGUGACUUUUUCUAGAAGCCAAUUUCUAUUCAUGCCGGAGGGCAACAGAGCAAAGAAACGGUCUGCCCAUGUCUGAUGGAGCAGUGAGUUUAAUUGGGGUUACGGAUAGGCUCACAGGCAAGUUGUUGGCAGCUUCUGAGGAUGAAUCUCCCUCCCCAGCGACUGCUAAUCACCCCCAUGUCUGGGGGAGGGUGGAGAACUUUGAUCCUCCUGAGCCUUCACUUUCCAUGAGGGAUGGCAGCAAAGUCAGUCCUGUAAGAGCCGUAUGCAGGUUAUCACAGCCGGUGUGAUUUUCGGCAAUGACCAUGCCGUACCCAGAGGGCGGCGCUCCAAAAAUGCCUGUCAGUGGUUGAAUCUGCCAAUUUAGAACCAAACCUUCAGUACAUGCGCCUGUGGGGGAUAUGUCCCAUCCAAAGUGUGGUGGAGGCUCUGUAGAUGUCACCGAGGCCAAGGGCGUUGGAGGGGCUGAGGCCGUGCAGAGGAGGCACACUGGCCUGGCUCUACAAGGAAACCUAGGGACCUUGCAGGUAGGGGCAUCCUGGCGGACCUAACAUCUGCACAGGCUACUUUUCCCCUGCAGAGGACCACCGAGAAGGACAUGAGCAGUCACUGUUGGCUUUGCAGAUGGAGCUAGAGGGUCAAGAACCACGUAUCUAGAAACUGGAAAAGGUAGAAUCAUCAAGCAAGCCGUCAACAAUAGCUGUGGCAGUGCGCAUUCCUGUCUUUUUUUUUAUCUGAACAGGCACAAACUUGAUGUCUUAAAGGCAGAUUAUCAUAGUCUGGUACUUUGCUUCUAUUUCUACACAGAAUUGAAGACUUGGAAAGGGAUACACAGUGAUACACAAUAGCUUUUGGAUAGGCCUUGACAGAGAAUGCAGGCUCUUUCCUUUAUUGGCUGAUAAACUUAGUUCUUCUUGCAUUUGUAGGAUAUAUUUUACUCACCCAUAUUUUACUAUUACUUAUCCAUAAAUUUACUAUUCAGUUUACUGUCUUCUUUCAAUUGGCAUCAAUAUUUGUAAAUGCAAUCUUCUAUUAUUUAUUUCCCACACAAUUCCAAUAAGGUAAUAUUUCAUUAAUGUAAUAUUGGCUUUUAAAAAUGAAUUCUGAGAAUGGGGCGCAGCGGUCCACAUCUUUGAUAAUAGCACUCAAGAAGCAGAGGCAGGUGGAUCUCUAUGAGUUCAAGACCAGCCUUGUCUAUAUAGUAAAUUUCAGGUCAUUCAAAAAGGAAUGAAGAGACCUUGUCAAAAAAAAAAAAAAAAAAAAAAAAAAAAAAAAAAAAAAAAAAAGAAUUGUGAAGUUUUCUAUAGUUUCUAUAGAUUGAAAUUAUUUCAGAAAUUAGGUGGUUCAUUUUAUGGGUUAAAUUAGUUAGACAGGGUGUCCAGACAUGUGGCUAAACAUUACUCAGGAAGCUUUUAUGGGAAUACUUUUUGGAUAAAGUUGGCAUUUAAGUCAGUUGGGUGAAGCUGUUUUCCCUCCAAGCUGUGAGUGGGCCUCAUUCCAUCAGUUAAAGGUCUAUAUAGAAAAACCUGGUCUACUUGGGGAAAGAGGGGAUUCCACAUCAGAAUAACUUUGAGAUUGAACCAAAGCAUUAGAUCUCAUCUUGGUCCCCAAUUUUCCAGCGAACCCUGCAAACUGUGAGCUUUCCAGCUUCCACAGCCAUGUGCAAUAACUCCUAAAAUAGCACCUCUGCUCUGUCGAAAAGGACACACACAUGCACUGGCUUCGUAUCACACACAUUUGUGUAUAUACAUAUCCUGUUGGUUCUGUUUCUCUGGAGAAUCUGAACUAACACCAUUGCCAAGGGAAUCUCUGAUUUUUUAAAUUAAAAUUUUAUUAUUUUCCUUAUGUGUGUGGGCAUCUUGCGCCCACAUCUGUGCAAUGCUUCCAUGCCUGAUGCUUAUGGAGGUCCGAAGAGAGAACCGGAUCUUCCAGAGCUGGAGUUGCACGCGAUUGUGCUCCACCAUAUCGGUGCUGGGAUCAAACCCAAGUCCUCCGGAAGAGGAGCCACUGCUCUUAACCGCUGGACAUCUCUCCAGCCCGAUUUUUUUUUUUUUUUUUGAGUUUAAGUGGAACUUAUAUACAACAGCGCCAGACAGAGCCUGUCCCUUUCAGAUGCUGGUAUUUAGUCACCCCUCUGACUCAAUGUGUUUCCCUCUCAAAUGUCAGGGUCUUUUAACAAAAUUUGGUCAAAACUUUCAAGUGCUGAUGAAUGGAUAGGACUUUUGUUCAUGUUGGGGCAGGUUAAACUUCCCAACUGAUCCCCCAGGCUUGGAUUGGGGGACUUGACAGCAGAGGAAACACUGGUGAAUCCUCUGAGAAAAGGGUAGCCGACGGAGACCGUGCAGCUGUUCUUUUAUAUGGUUGCUCAAGAGAUUGCGCAGUGAAUUUUUCUCUGUGCGGAGGCUGAAAAUGAAGGGUAACGAGUGUGAGGGGAUAGUGACCUCCAGCGACAAGCAGAAGACAAGUUACGAGUGGAUGAGCCUCCCUUCCCACGGAAGACCGAGCAGACUGAAAGCCCUGCGUGGGAGAAGGACCUGCAAUGCGGGCAUGCAGAUUUUCUCCAGUGUUGUGAGACAGGGAAUGAUGCCCACCGCACACCGUCGGAGGAAAGAGACACCCGUGGACACCCGUAUUGUGAGAAGCACCUUUGUAAAUUGUGCGUGCCUAUGUGUGCAAAACGCCUGGGUAAGUGACCGUGUGAAAUGGUGGAGGAAAGAGGAACUUGGUAUCUUCAUAUUACACAUAGUCCUCCUUGUAAUAAAAAAAAGCGAGUGCAUAUUACUUCGGUAAUAAAACAAAAAGAUUUUUAGUGCCUACAGCUAAAAAAAAAAAAAAAAAAAAAAAAAAAAAAAAAGCUGAUGUAAUCUGUAUCCAGAAAGAGGGCUCCAGGGCUUGCUCAUUCUGGGGAUUGGACUAACGGUUACUUGGUGUUAAGGGAAACUAGGAAAGCCAUUAAUUGUAUUAAUUAAUGCACCAGCAGCUUCAUCACAGCAAAGAGGUCUUAAUGAGGUGCCCAGGGCAACCAUUAUUUAUCUUACAAACACAGACUGGAGGGCCCCACCGUGGGGUAGAGGACAUGGUUCUCGGAACACAGUUCACAGGCCUGCUCCAGCCUGGGAAUACUUAAACCGUCUCUAUUUUCUGUCCCAUUCCUACUGACCUGACUCCUUCACUGUCUGCCUCCCUCCUCCAGGCUUUAAGGCAUACAAAGGCCUUGGCAAAGGAGUCACCCAGAUCUGGACUGCAAAUUCGUCUCCAUCCUUCUCCUCCUUAGCCUCUAGCUGCUGGUACCUUUCCUGACAAAUUCGGGUCUGCCUAACCUGAUUUAGUAACGCCCGCGCCCCCUGCCAGGUUCCCAUGGCCCAUCUCCAGCAAAGCACUCUGGCCUUGUCCCGCGCCGCCGCGGGAGCUGUCCGCGGUGCUGACCGCAGGCGCGCCCCACGUUCGGCCGGUGCGCACGCGUCUGCGCGCAACGCGAGAGACUCGCGGGCGCCGGCACUGCGCAGCCUCCCACGCGGCUCGGGCCAGGCCUGCGCGGCGCCCGAGACCCGCAGCCCGGCUCCCGGAGCGGUCACAUCCCCGGCCCGCGGCCUCUGGGGCGGCUCCUCUCAUCCUGGCACCGCCAUGGCGCUCAACAAUUUCCUCUUCGCGCAGUGCGUUUGCUACUUUCUGGCCUUCCUGUUCAGCUUCGUGGUGGUGGUGCCGUUGUCCGAGAACGGCCACGACUUCCGUGGCCGCUGCCUGCUCUUUACCGAGGGUAUGUGGCUGAGCGCCAACCUGACGAUGCAAGGACGGGAGCGCUUCACGGUGCAGGAGUGGGGCCCGCCGGCUGCCUGCCGCUUCAGCCUGCUCGCCAGCCUCCUGUCGCUGCUGCUGGCCGCUGCGCACGCAUGGCGCACGCUCUUCUUCCUCUGCAAGGGACAUGAGGGCUCCUUCUUCCACGCCUUCCUGAACCUGCUGGUCAGUGCCUUUGUGGUUUUCCUGGUCUUCAUCGCCAGCACCAUCGUGAGUGUGGGCUUCACCAUGUGGUGUGACACCAUCACCGAGAAGGGCACUGCACAACACAGCUGCGAGAAGUUCCAGGAAGUGGACUUGGAGCUGAAUGUGGACAACUCUGCCUUCUACCAUCAGUUUGCUAUCGCCCAGUUUGGACUGUGGGCCUCGUGGCUGGCCUGGCUGGCGAUCACCACCCUGGCUUUCCUGAAGGUUUAUCACAACUACCGCCAGGAAGACCUGUUGGACAGCCUGGUUCACGAGAAGGAGCUGCUGCUGGCCAGGCCAGCCUCCCGCACCUCCUUCCAGGGGGAGAAGAGUGCUGUCAUCUAGGCUGUGCAAGGAUGGCCCCCUUCCCCGAGGCUGGCACCGAGGGGUGGCCGGGGGCCCACCCAGGUUGGCCAGCGCAGCUCUCUGCAUGCGUGUCUCUUGGCCUUGCCCACCAUGAGCAGAGAACCUGUGUUUCCAUGGAGAGCCUGACAGGGAUGGCACAGAGACCCAGAGACUUGGGUGUGUGUGUGCCUUCUGGCUUCCUGGCCUGGCCUUGCUUAGUGUGAUCCAUACCCCUCUGGGUGAUCAUUUGCCCAUAUAUGUGCACGUAUGUGAGCAUGUGUGUGGGUGGGAGUGUGCCUACAGAGCAGAGAUGAUGGCGAUAGAUUAGCAGCCUCUGUACCACCAAAGGCUCCCACACACCCAGGUCCCCACCCCACCCUGGAAGGGCCUGUCUUCCCACCCUACAGCAUCCUUGGCCAAGGUCCACAGCAAGCACUGCCCCGUUUCCCCCCCCCCCCCCAGAUGGCAGCAGGUGGAGAGUCCUGGUAGGAAUGUGAGACCCUGGGCUGGGCUCUGUUCCCUGCUCUAUGGACAUCUGGGGGUGCUUGCUCAUGGCAUUCUCCUGCCUUGGAGGCUUUCGAGGUGGCAUGGCCCUCUGUGUUUCAGGGGUGAGGCCCCCACAGUGGAAGAGGCCCAGCCCAUCUGGAUCUUAGUGAGUGCAUUCAGUGGUCCUGGUCCUAGUCUGGAGUUGUGCUACAUCUUUGUCCUCCGUUUCCAGGCAACGUGAUGCAGGGUCCACCAGUGGCUGAUGUGUUUCCAGGUGGAAGGUACCAGCUUCCCAAAGGUGUGGACCCAGGCUUCUGUGAGAGGCCUGUUGGGGGGGGGGCAGUCAGCAGGGCUAGCAAAGAAGGUCAGGAUGCUGAACAAGAGAGGGCCUAUCUAUCUGGGAGGCCAGGGCCAGGCUGACCAGCACAGCAACCUUUUCUGAGGGCUUUGGCUGUGUCUGGCUGAGCUUUGCAGGGGAUCUGGGUGCUGGAGGAAUAUUUUGAGGUCUCCGAACAGACCUAGUUUCCAGACCCUCACAUCAGCCCUAAUCUAUGGGACAUGGGAAAACUGUCUAGCCUUGAGACUCCCUUUGUUUCCCCAGGAUCGGCUCUCUCCACAUCUUCUGCCUCACAUCCCUACUAAGGCUGUAGCCAUCUAGGACCUGAAGGAAUAGGAACCAGGCUGCAGCCUCUGGGACCUAAGAUCUGCCUCGAGUAUGGGCCUGCCCUUGGCAGCUGCCGCUUAGGGAUUCUGGAUUGUUGGUCUGGGGGCUUGGUCCAGUCUGGAAAUCUUCAUUCACCUACAGAGGCCCGGUCUUGUUUCCCCGGUGCCAAUGUCCCAGGGACUCCUGGGUAAGGAACUCUGCCUAAGGGUACUGGCAAGACCUGUUGGCUGUAGCCAUGGGCAGGGGUGUCUGUCCAGGAAGUCUCAUGGGAUGGAUGGCAAGAGUCAGGCAGAGGCUGCAGAGUGGUACCCAGGUUGCCAACAAGAUGCGGUUGCUCUUUCUACCUUGUCACAGGGCAGCCCUUGUUUCAGCCUUCCUGGUAAAUCUGACAGUGAGGAGUCCUAAGCCUCCAUGUGUCUGAUUCUCAAGCCAAAAUAAAAUAAAGACGAAACAUCUGA